CUCGUGUCUCAGGUCCAGGGAAUCGGGUGCGUGUGACGACCAGAAGGGAGUCUGACAAACGGGCCUAGCUCAGUUGGUACAACCGUGAACUGUUGAAAUUCAUACCUGCGUUCAAAUCCCAUGGAAUCAGUAGAGUGAAGUACCUCUGAAUGUAGCUGGGGGACAAGGGGGAAGCGACCAGCGGUGACACCUCGUUCGCGCUCAUGGUGUGAAGGCGUCAUCGAGGAAGGGGGAGGGCAUCUACGAGAAUGUCGGAAGCUGGGCUAUGGAAUGACCAGUACGUCGAUAGCAAUGGUGUGCAGAGAGAUGAUGACGUGGAGCGAUCUCGUACUACGUACUGAUGAUGCAGGACGAGACGACGAGCGGGGGGGUGUUGUCGAUCACAUGCAUAGUAAGCGGGAGAGGUGACGUGGCACGACCUCUUUCACUUGCAUGCCGUUGGGAGAGCAAAGGUGGAAGGCGCUGUCGAAAGUGGGUGAGAGCAGUGAUGAGCAUUCUGAGAAGCGGGGCCAUAAGAGAGGUGGCGGCCUUCCCGCUCUUCGAGCACUGGUAUGUGCGCUCAGAAAACGGCCACGGUUAGAACGGCGGAACUAUGGUGUGGAGGAGGAUGAAGACGUGGCAGGCUCUGAUACUUAACCGAUCACGCACGGUGAACAAGUAGACCGUCUCUGAUACUUAACUGAUAACGCACGGUGAACUAGUCUACGGUCUCUGAUACUUAACCGAUAACGCACGGUGGUGAACAAGUCUACCGUCUCUGAUACUUAACCGAUAACGCACGGUGAACAAGUCUACCGUCUUUCCCCGAAGAUAACGUACGGUCAUUAACGCGGUAUCUAGACUGGAAGUUGGUCAAAAUACAGGAAUAAUGAAGGUACGUUCUAUUCGGGGGAAGAUGGUAGGCUGAGCACUUCGUGCCUUCUACCGAUCGAGGAUAAUAUCGAAAAUACAGUCACCAGUAUGCGGGGGAAGACGGUACGUUCUAUUCGAGGGAAGAUGGUAGGCGCAUCUCAAUUUUUGUGUUUGGAUCCCACGUCCACUAGUAGAUAGUAGGGGGAGGGAGGUGAUGAUGUGGUGCGGCUUUGUCAGCUAUGAUGCAUGCACAGAUCGCCGAGAGAACGUCGAUGGCCGGUGGGUAGUCUGGACCCCCGAGAGGGAAAACUGUUUGGGAGAAAGAGGACGACGUGGCACUGUCAGUCAUUUGCAUUUGUGUCGUCUCGUAAGCACAAAUGCACAAAUUGCCUGACCGUGCGUUCGUGUUAUCUCACAAGCACAAAUGUGCAUUUGUGCGCAAAUGCGCAAAUGCAUAGCUUUAAAAAAAAAAAAAAGCACAAAUGCCUGACGGUGUGCCACGUCGUCCUCUUAUUCUCGCAGAUAGUAUGUGGCGCUAGUAUAACCCAAGACGCGAUAGAUCGCACUCCUCACAGUUAUUUUAGGAAAGUUGUUGCGAGCAGGAGACGACACAUACCAUCGGUCGUCUUCCCCUCACAGUCAUUUUAGGAAAUUUUCAAUGAAAGAUUCAUCGGAGCGGGAGUUUGGGUUGAUGGCACGUCGCGCUGUCGUUUUGUACUUCUCACAUUUGCACCUGUCUUGACAGGAGUUUUGGGGGGCGCGUUGACGUGGCGAGUUCCCCUGGGGCUUUCCUGUAGAACAGAGGAGGGGACGGGGGGGCUCGCACUUCAUCAUUCGUUGUAUUCAACACGAGAAUCUCCCCAUGCAUGAUGUGGCGCCACGUGGUUUCACAUAUGCUAUCGUCUGCGGCCCCCUGCUUACAAAAGUUGGGAUGAUGUGACAAGGUCUCGUGAAGUUGUUCUGUGUAUACUAUAUGUAUAUAUACCUGAUGAGCCGGUGAAAGUCGGACGAAACUGUUUGUCACCAGCCCCUCGUUUGUUGUCUUCUUCUCCCUCCCUCUCUGCCACCUACGGUUUACCGGGCAGCUCUGUUUGACGAUAUAUAUAUAUCAGCCUCCUGAUUCGUCGGUGAAACUCCGACGAAACAGUUUGUC
This is a messenger RNA of Chara braunii, 2005 nucleotides long. The record is from the annotation of a GenBank genome assembly. Lineage: Eukaryota; Viridiplantae; Streptophyta; Charophyceae; Charales; Characeae.